AAAACAAAUUCAGAAAUGGCAAUAAAUGGCGGAUUGAGAAUCGCAAACUCAAAUUCCCCAUUUGUUGUCUCUCUCUUCUCCACCAAAGCCUCUUGCUUGCGAGUAUCAGCAGCAGUGAGAGUAGUCUCAUCAUUAUCUUCCAUGGCUUCUUACGAUAAGGAACUCGCCGCUGCCAAGAAAGCAGCCUCUCUCGCAGCCCGCCUCUGCCAGAAGGUGCAAAAAGCAUUGUUGCAAUCAGAUGUUCAGUCAAAAUCUGAUAAAAGUCCAGUCACCAUUGCCGAUUAUGGUUCCCAAGCGCUGGUUAGUUUUGUGCUGGAGAAGGAACUCUCUUCUGAACCAUUCUCAUUAGUGGCUGAAGAGGAUUCUGAGGAUCUUCGCAAGGAUGAUUCCCAGGAAAUUGUAGGGCGUAUAACAGAACUUGUGAACAACACUCUGGCUAAUGAUGGAUCCUAUAAUGUUUCCACUCUAUCCAGAGAAGACGUGCUCAGGGCCAUUGAUAGCGGUAAAUCUGAAGGUGGUCCUCAGGGGCAACAUUGGGUCUUGGAUCCUAUUGAUGGCACUAAGGGGUUUGUCCGAGGAGAUCAAUAUGCAAUUGCAUUAGCAUUGCUUGAUGAAGGGAAGGUAGUGUUGGGUGUCCUGGCUUGUCCAAAUCUCCCAUUAGCAUCCAUUGCUAGCGGUGGUCAACAUUCUUCAAACAGUGAAAUUGGUUGCCUUUUCUUUGCUAAAGUUGGAGCAGGCACUUACAUGCAGUCAUUGGAUAGUUCUUCAAACAGUUCUUCACCAGUGAAGGUGCAGGUUUCUGCUAUUGAGAAUCCCGUCGAAGCAUCAUUCUUUGAAUCAUAUGAAGCUGCACACUCCUUGCAUGAUUUGUCUAGUUCCAUUGCUAAAAAACUUGGCGUGAAAGCACCACCAGUUAGAAUCGACAGCCAGGCAAAGUAUGGAGCUCUGUCUAAAGGGGAUGGAGCCAUAUAUCUCCGUUUCCCUCAUAAAGGAUAUCGUGAGAAAAUAUGGGAUCAUGCAGCCGGAAGCAUUGUUGUGACUGAAGCUGGAGGUGUGGUCACUGAUGCUGCUGGGAAUCCAUUGGAUUUUUCCAGAGGGAAAUACCUUGACCUUGACACUGGCAUCAUUGUUACCAAUCAGAAGUUGAUGCCAUGUCUAUUGAAGGCAGUCAGAGAAUCAAUUGAGGAAAAGUCAUCGUCUUUGUGAUCAUUCACAAAGGGCUAUACCAUCCAAUCCCUUUGUUUUAGUAGGAUAUGGACUUGAAUCAUUUAACUGUUUUUUCAACUUAUUUGGUGUGAAGUUCCUGUAAAAUUCUCCAAAUUUGCUCAAGCCAAGUGCUUCUCCAAGUCUUUAAUAAUGGAAUUCUGACAAUACUAUGAGUAUUGAGGGGUUUUUACAGCAAUUGUAAUUUCUUUUUG
Tripterygium wilfordii is the source of this 1418-nucleotide messenger RNA. Its product is annotated as SAL1 phosphatase-like. Gene Ontology annotation, biological process: phosphatidylinositol phosphate biosynthetic process; sulfate assimilation. Lineage: Eukaryota; Viridiplantae; Streptophyta; Magnoliopsida; Celastrales; Celastraceae. The record is from RefSeq and is a predicted model, not a curated record. The coding region runs from base 16 to 1206 and encodes 396 amino acids. The transcript is spliced from 8 exons. Gene Ontology annotation, molecular function: 3'(2'),5'-bisphosphate nucleotidase activity.